This is a messenger RNA of Paramecium sonneborni, 2904 nucleotides long. The record is from the annotation of a GenBank genome assembly. Lineage: Eukaryota; Ciliophora; Oligohymenophorea; Peniculida; Parameciidae.
AUUAUGAAUAAUUCUGGAGAGGAAAUUUAACUACUAAAGAAAACAAUUAAUGAGAAAGAUCAACAGAUAAGCGAGCUUGAAAAAAAAUUGAGAUUAGAGUAAUUUAGGGGGAAAAAGCAAUAGACCGAAUUAAAUGCAAAAAUCGAAAAUGAGAAAUCCAUUGCUUAAAAUAAUGCAGAAUAAAUUAGUCGCUUCGAAACGCAAAUAAAAGAUCUUAAAUAAAAAGUAGAAAGAAAUUUAUAUUUUAAGUUGAGCGAAACCGAAAAAAGAAAUUUAUAGUUAAUUGAAGAUAUAGGUGCUUUGAAAAAAAGGAAAGCUUCAGGUUCAACAGAUGAAGAUUUUCAACCAAAGAAGGAAGAUCAAGGAGAGUUUCCUUCUCUUUAAUAAAUUUUAACAAUAAUAAAAACAAAUCAAGGUAAUUACUAACCUGAACUUACUAAAUUAUAUGAAUGCUAUACAGAAGCUUGUUAAAAUAAAGAUGAAUAAAUCAAUUCCCUAAAAGAAGAGAUCAAAGAUCUUACACAUUAAUUAGAUAGGAUAGUAUAUAUCUUAAUUAUAUGUAUUUUUAGUAAUCAGAAUAGAUUAAGUAAAUAGAACAAUAAGAGGAACGUAUUAGAUAAUUAAAAUAGAGUCUGGAUUAGAGAGAGAAUGAAUUAAAGAAUUCUUUACAAUAAACAAGUGAUAAUAGUGAUUAAAAGAUUUAAGAAUUAGAAAAAUAAUAUCAAACUUAAUUAAACGAAAUAAAUAAAUAAUUAUAAGAAACUACUAAAAAAGCCAAGUUUGACACUUUUAAAUUAAAUAAAUAACUAAAUGAACAUAAGAUAUUGAUUGAAAAUGAACAGGCAAAGACAAACUUGCUUCAAUAGCAAAUUUCUAGACAAGAGACUUAAGUGAAAGAAUUGGAAAAUAUGGUAAGUUGCUAUUCUAAUUAUUUUAAGCUCUCUGAACUUGAAUAAAAGAAUUUAUUGUUGAUUGAAGAAACUAAGCAAAAGUAAUAAGAAAUAGAACGAUUGAAUGAGGAAGGCUUAACUAAAUUGUCGAUUGAAGAAAACAGAUAAGAUAAGCCUCCAUAUUAAGAAUUGGUUGAUUAAAUUUUAAAGUUUUAAGCCAAUGAGAUUACUUAUUAAUAAGAAAUAAAAACGAUUGAAGAGGAGUUGCAUUUGAAGAAUACAUUUUAAUUCGAGUUAUAGGAAGAACUAAACUAAUAUAUUGAAAAAUUUUAGUUGCAAGAUAAGAAGGUAAUUUGAUUUGACAUAUUUGUAGUAUUAAGAUAGUUUGAAAUAAAUUAAAUCUUUAGAGGAAUCAUAAGUUAAUGAUAGACAAACCUUUUAAGAUUUAAGACAAUAUAUUGAACAAUUAAAAUAAGAAAAAGAACAUUAAUAAUCUGAAUUUUUACAAAAAAUAAAAGAAUUGAGUGAAUAAAAUACAAAUAUUGAUGAUGCUGUCUAAGAUGUGGAAUAAAAGUAUCAAAAAAUGAUGAUGAUUCAGGAAGAAUAAUACUAAAGAAGAGAAUAGGAAUUAAUCCAUUAAAUUGAAUAAAGUGAAGAAAAAUUAAGUUAACAAGAAGCACUCUUGAAAAAGUAAGAAUAAAAGUAUAAAAAUGAAAUUAAAUAAUUAGAGGAAAAUAAUAAUUUACAGAUUUAAUAAAAACAAAUAUAAAUAUCUUAAUUAUAAAAAUAACUUUAAGAUGAAUCACAUAAAAUUCGAGAAGAAGGUAAUAAAUAAAUCAAUGAAAUUAAAUAAGAAAAUUAUAAAAAAGAGAAAUAAUUUGAAUAAAAAAUUUCUGAGAUUACAAAAUAAUAUGAAGGGGAACUUAGUAAGAUUAGAAAGAUGGAAAUAGUACUAAAGAAGAAAGAAAGAGAAAUUACAGAAGAAAAAGAAGCUAAGAAAUUUGCUGAAGAAUAAUUAUAAAUAUUGACAGAAAAAAGUAAUAAAAUGAUUGAAUAAUAUGAUAACAAAAUCAGAGAAAUAUAGAUAGCAAAUUAAGUAAAUAAAUAGGAUCAGCAUCGACAUUCAAUAUUCGAUUAGAGAAUGUCAAUUUCAAGCUCAGAAAUUAAUAAGACAUUCGAAGUUGAAGUUUUAAAAGCUUAGAUAGAAUAGUUGUAAUCUAAAGGAGAUAUAGAAUUAUAAGCUGAAAUAAAUAGAUUAAAUGAAAGAGAAAGAGGAUUAAAAAAGGAAAUGGUAGAUUUAUAAAAUGAAGUAGGUAAUGAAAGACUCCAUUUUACAGCUGAUUAAAAAAAAUUAGAAUAAGAAAUUGAAAAUUUAAAUUAAGAAAUAAAUAAUCUUAAAUUAGAUCAUUAAAGUGAAUUAGAUUAAAUUAAUGAUUAAAAUAAUAGGAUAUUAUUAUAGCAGAAGAAUGAAUUAUAAAGUAAGAUUAAUAAAUUGGAAUUAAAAUUAGAGUAACAAGAAAAUUAAUUUAACAAAAAGUAAAAUGAAAUUGAAGAAGAAAAAGAAGGAAUUAUUCAUCAAUUAAAGGGUAUAAUAUUUUAAUAUAUUAUAAGGUAAGAUAAAAAUUUUUGAAGAGUAAAUAAUUGAAUUGAAAGAUAAAAAAAUCAUCAAGAAUCCUCCCUAAUAAACAAUAAUAUAAGACGAUACUUUAUAGUUAUAAUAGGAAAUAAAUACUUUGAAUGAAAAGGAGAGAGUAUUGAGGAAGGAGAUUUUAGAUUUAUAAAAUGAAUUAGGAAAUCUGAAAUUGAAUCAGACUAUAAAAAUGAGGGAAUUAGAAACUUAAAUAGAAUAAUAUAAAUAAGAAGCUAAUCAUGCUUAAUAAGAAUAAGAAUAUGCUGAGUAAUUGACAGCAAAAAUGAGUAUACAAUAUGCUGAUUUAGCAAUGGAAUAUGAAAAUGCAAUACUUCAAAAUAGAACUUAUAGAAAAUCGAUUUCUAAACUUAAGUAAUGAAUGAC